Messenger RNA from Trichoderma citrinoviride, 1230 nucleotides. RefSeq lists its product as hypothetical. The transcript has 3 exons. The record is from RefSeq and is a predicted model, not a curated record. Gene Ontology annotation, cellular component: intracellular membrane-bounded organelle; Golgi membrane. Lineage: Eukaryota; Fungi; Ascomycota; Sordariomycetes; Hypocreales; Hypocreaceae. Gene Ontology annotation, biological process: pyrimidine nucleotide-sugar transmembrane transport. The coding region runs from base 1 to 1230 and encodes 409 amino acids. Gene Ontology annotation, molecular function: pyrimidine nucleotide-sugar transmembrane transporter activity.
AUGGCGGUUUCCCGGGGCACCGUUCCCUUUCUCGUGGCCAUGAUGCUGCUGACGGGUGUCUGCAACACAUUGGUCACCAAGUACCAGGACAAGCAAUGUGUUCGCAACUGCGAGGAUGAGAAUCCCGCCCGUCACAUCUACUUCAACCAGCCCGUGCUGCAGACGGCGCAGAUGUUUGUCGGCGAGAUGGGCUGCUGGCUCGUCGUCGGCGUUGCCGCAGCGUAUCGCCGCAUUGUAGCCAGGCGAUCGCCCGCACAGCGCGGCUACCAGGCCAUCGACUCCAGCCGGGCAGACGACGAAGACGACGACGACAACACGCUCGACGACGGCCGGCCAUCCGUCCUACGGGGCUACCGAGUCCUGCUGCUGGCCCUGCCUGCCAUCUGCGACAUCUGCGGCACCACCCUGAUGAACAUUGGCCUCCUCCUCGUCGCCGCCUCUAUUUACCAAAUGACCAGAGGCGCACUAGUUCUAUUCGUGGGUCUGUUUAGCGUCGUCUUUUUGCGGAGGACGCUGCAUCUGUUCCAGUGGAUCUCCCUAGUUGGCGUGGUCCUUGGUGUGGCCGUUGUUGGACUCGCGGGUGCCAUUUGGCCCGAUGUCAAGGCCAACCUCGUCUCCAGAGGCCUGUCUGCUAUCACGGACUCUCCAGACGGUCUCUCCGACGUUGCCAAGGCCGUCAUUGGCGUCGUCUUGAUUGCCGGGGCGCAGAUAUUUACCGCCACCCAGUUUGUCCUGGAGGAGUGGAUGCUCGAAAACUCCCCCAUUGACCCGAUCCAGGUGGUCGGCUGGGAGGGCCUCUUUGGCUUCGUCGCCACGGUUGUGGUCAUGAUUAUCCUGCACUUGGCCAUUGGCCGGACAGAAGCUGGCCGAUAUGGCUAUUUUGAUGCUGCCGAGGGACUGCGUCAAAUGUGGGAUGAGAAGGCGCUGCUCGUCUCGAGCGUCAUUAUUAUGAUCAGCAUUGGCGGCUUCAACUUCUUCGGCCUCUCCGUUACCCGUACCGUCAGUGCCACCUCUCGCUCCACCAUUGAUACGUGCAGAACGCUCUUCAUCUGGGUCGUCUCUCUCGGCCUCGGGUGGGAGUCGUUCAAGUGGCUGCAGAUUGUUGGAUUCGCCUUGUUGGUGUACUCCACCUUUUUGUUCAACGGCAUCGUCCAGCCGCCCUUUGAGUUUCUGCGCGUCGAGGAAGAGACCGAGGAGCUUCUGCCCGAGGAGCCCAUCGAGCACCUGUAG